AUGAAGUUCACCACCGCCUUCGCUGUUGCCGCUCUGGCCAUCGGCCCUGUCAUGGCUGCCACCACCUCCACCUCCGUCACCGGUUCUGUUUCCGGCACCAGUGCUGCUGCCACUGCCACUGGUACUGCCAAGGUCUCCUCCUCCGUUUCCGCCAGCACUUCCAAGGCUGCUUCGUCUUCUGCCUCUGCUUCCUCCUCAAAAGCCUCUGCCUCUGCCUCCUCCUCCGCCUCCAAGGCCUCUGCUUCUGCCUCUUCCGCCUCCUCCACCAGCAGCAAGGGCGCCGCCCCCACCAUGGGAGCCGAGAAGAUCGGAGCUUUCGGUCUUGCCGCCGCCGCUGUUGUCCUGGCUCUCUAA
Molecule: messenger RNA, 354 nt
Organism: Clonostachys solani
Lineage: Eukaryota; Fungi; Ascomycota; Sordariomycetes; Hypocreales; Bionectriaceae
Source: the annotation of a GenBank genome assembly